CGGGUCUGCAGUGGACGAGACAGAUCAGAGCUGUAUAUCCCAGAGAGAGCUUCUCACGGUCACGCACCAUGGCAGACCGUUCCAAGUGCUUUUACUGUCGUGAAGACCUCAGUGGAAAAAAGUUUCUGAAGAAGGACGAGAAGCAAGUGUGCGUGCGAUGCUUCGACAAGUUCUGUGCCAACACCUGCGCUGAAUGUCGACGGCCAAUCAGCACCGACUCCAAGGAGCUUCAUCAUAAGGGACGUUACUGGCACUCAGAUUGUUUCAGAUGUGCCAAGUGCUACAAGAACCUGGCCAAGGAGUCUUUCGGCAGCAAGAAUGACAGGAUCCUGUGUGGGACGUGUAGCUCACGCGAGGAUGCCCCUCGCUGCCACGGCUGCUACAAGCCUAUACUGGCAGGCACUGAGAGUGUGGAAUACAAUGGCAACUCAUGGCACGAUGAGUGUUUCACGUGCUAUCAGUGUCAGAAGCCGAUUAGCUCCAAAACGUUCCAGACGAAAAACAACAACGUCUACUGCAACUCUUGCCAUGAGAAGAAGUUUGCUAAGCAGUGUGCAUGCUGCAAGAAGCCUAUUACCACAGGAGGUGUGAAUUACAAAGACCAGCCGUGGCACUCGGAGUGCUUAGCGUGUUUCUCCUGCCGAAAACCUUUGUCUGGCACCCGAUUCACUUCCCACGAGGAGAAAGUCUACUGCGUGGACUGUUACAAAAGCACUGUGGCCAAAAAGUGUAAUGGCUGCCAAGAUCCUAUUACAGGAUUUGGACAGGCUACCAAUGUGGUGAACUACGAGGGUGGCACUUGGCACGAUUACUGUUUUAACUGUAAGAAAUGCUGUCUUAACCUGGCGAAAAAGCAAUUUGUAUCUCACAAUGGAGACAUUUACUGUUCUAACUGUUCCAAGAAAGUGUAGCUCUCCAGGGAGACACUGCGGAAUAAGAUCACAUCAGAAAAAAAUAUUACCAUUCAUUCAAAUUUGUACAAAAAUCCCACAAAAAAAUUAUUAAAGUGUUAAUAAAGGUGUCUGUUAUGUUGGCUCUGGCUACUUUAUGAAGGGAGUUUUUCCCUGUAAAGAAUGUUAAGUUUGCAAAGAGGCUUUAAUGGGAAAAACGUAUCCUGUCUCUUUCUGAAUGUCCAUUCGUCUCUGGAAAGAGUGUCAGAUAGGAUGAAAGAUAGUGAUAAAGAAAAUAAUUCAUAUGUACAUCAAAAUUUGAUAACCUUCCAUUCUGUGAUGACUUGUUAACAUGGCUGCACAUUAUUUAGUGCUCUUUGUUUUAGAAUUGUUUAGAUUUCGCCUCUUUUCAUUUGAAAUACCAAUUUUACAUUUACUGUAAUAUUUCUCAUUACUUUGUGUCUUUUGUAUACUGCCCUAAAAAUGUAGGGUCACUUGAUGAUUCUUGUGAUCUUAAUUAGAAGGGAUGCUUACAGUUUUCGAAAUAUUUUUGUACACUAAAAUAUAAUUGUAAGAAUACAUAUGUUUUUGAAAUACAUGUACUGAAGAUAAACUGAAUAAUUAACACAGCCAAUAGGAGUCUGGAAUACUCUCAAAUCAUCUCUUCAAGAAGCUGGCUCAUAAAAUAGCAAGAAAACCUUUUUAACAUUUCUCUAUUCUUAUUCUAAAAUGUGGAGGUGGAAACAAAGAAUAUUGUAACCUUUUUGUAAUUUUGAAAACUUGAACAGAAAGUUGUUUUUUAAGUUUUAUACUCUUCAUAAAAUGGACAAAAGUACUAUCACAUUUCCACUAUACAGUGAUUUGCAUAAACGUGUUAUUUUGGUAUUCUCUGUAAUUAUAAACAAAAACAAAUAAAGUUCAAAAACAGUCACUCUUA
Triplophysa dalaica is the source of this 1827-nucleotide messenger RNA. RefSeq names its product four and a half LIM domains 1b (gene fhl1b). NCBI's taxonomy places the organism in Eukaryota, Metazoa, Chordata, Actinopteri, Cypriniformes, Nemacheilidae. Gene Ontology annotation, molecular function: transmembrane transporter binding. The record is from RefSeq and is a predicted model, not a curated record. The transcript has 6 exons. Bases 69 to 911 code for a protein of 280 amino acids. Gene Ontology annotation, biological process: muscle organ development.